AUGAGAGUUCCACACAGAGGUCGCGGGCGAGGUCCGCAGAGGCGGCGGGGGAGGAGAGAAAUUCGAGGGCGAGGGCGGCCGCGGGAUCACACGGGGACGAGAGGUCCUUGCGGAGCUGGUGGGUCGCGAGGGGGAGAACGGAUGUGGAGGGGGAGAAGCUGA
Messenger RNA from Spirodela intermedia, 162 nucleotides. The record is from the annotation of a GenBank genome assembly. NCBI's taxonomy places the organism in Eukaryota, Viridiplantae, Streptophyta, Magnoliopsida, Alismatales, Araceae.